CGCAGCGUGGGCGGCCCCAGGGCGGCCGCAGCUCGGGGCGGUGCCUUCCUCGCCCCCGCCUUCCCUCGGCGUUCUCGCAGCCCCAUCUUUGUCCGGCUCCUGCGCUUUGUUCCCGGGCGCGUCGCUGAGCAGCCUCCGCGCCGCGCUGGCGUCGUCCUCGCCCCCGUCGCCGCCGCCCUCCGCGCGCGGCCGGGUCUUACCCCCCAUGGUGUCCCGGCCGGAGCCCGAGGGCGAGGCCAUGGACGCCGAGCUGGCGGUGGCACCGCCGGGCUGCUCGCACCUGAGCAGCUUCAAGGUGGACAACUGGAAGCAGAACCUGCGGGCCAUCUACCAGUGCUUCGUGUGGAGCGGCGCGGCGGAGGCCCGCAAGCGCAAGGCCAAGUCCUGCGUUUGCCAUGUCUGUGGUGUCCACCUGAAUAGGCUGCACUCUUGCCUCUACUGUGUCUUCUUUGGCUGUUUCACAAAGAAACAUAUUCACGAACAUGCAAAGUCGAAACGGCACAACCUGGCCAUAGAUCUGACAUAUGGAGGUAUAUACUGCUUCUUGUGUCAGGACUACGUAUAUGACAAAGACAUGGAAAUAAUCGCCAAAGAAGAACAGCGGAAAGCUUGGAAGAUGCAAGGUGUUGGAGAGAAGUUUUCAACUUGGGAACCAACCAAACGGGAGCUUGAACUGCUGAAACACAACCCAAAAAGGAGAAAGAUCACCUCUAACUGCACCAUAGGUCUGCGAGGGCUGAUCAACCUCGGGAACACGUGCUUCAUGAACUGCAUUGUGCAGGCCCUGACCCACACGCCACUUCUGCGGGACUUCUUCCUGUCCGACAGGCACCGCUGUGAGAUGCAGAGUCCCAGCUCCUGUCUGGUCUGUGAGAUGUCCUCACUGUUUCAGGAGUUCUACUCGGGGCACCGGUCUCCUCACAUCCCGUACAAGCUGUUGCACCUGGUGUGGACUCACGCGCGGCACCUGGCGGGGUAUGAGCAGCAGGACGCCCACGAGUUCCUCAUCGCGGCCCUGGACGUGCUCCACCGGCACUGCAAAGGUGACGAUAACGGGAAGAAGGCCAACAACCCCAACCACUGCAACUGCAUCAUAGACCAGAUCUUCACGGGUGGGCUGCAGUCGGACGUCACCUGCCAGGUCUGCCAUGGCGUCUCCACCACAAUAGACCCCUUCUGGGACAUCAGUUUAGAUCUGCCUGGCUCUUCCACCCCGUUCUGGCCGCUGAGCCCCGGGAGCGAGGGCAGCGUGGUGAAUGGAGAGAGCCACGUGUCAGGAACCACUACGCUCACGGACUGCCUGCGAAGAUUUACCAGACCAGAGCACUUGGGAAGCAGCGCCAAGAUCAAGUGUAGCGGUUGCCACAGCUACCAGGAGUCCACAAAGCAGCUCACCAUGAAGAAGCUGCCCAUCGUAGCCUGUUUUCAUCUCAAACGAUUUGAACACUCGGCCAAGCUGAGGCGGAAGAUCACCACCUACGUGUCCUUCCCCCUGGAGCUGGACAUGACCCCCUUCAUGGCCUCCAGCAAAGAGAGCAGGAUGAACGGACAGUACCAGCAGCCCACGGACAGUCUCAGUAACGAUAACAAAUAUUCCUUGUUUGCAGUUGUUAACCAUCAAGGGACCUUGGAGAGUGGCCACUACACCAGCUUCAUCCGGCAGCACAAAGACCAGUGGUUCAAAUGUGAUGAUGCCAUCAUCACCAAGGCCAGCAUCAAGGACGUGCUGGACAGUGAAGGGUACUUACUGUUCUACCACAAGCAGUUCCUGGAGUACGAGUAACCGUGUCUGCAGCCGGUCAGAAAAAAUGAAGGCAACGAGCUGGCAGCCCUCACACGGUGACCCCCUCCCCAACGUGACCUUGCCUCCCACACAGACGCCCCCUCGUCUGUGGGCCUCUGCACCAAAACUGCACAGAAGACAGAAUUAAGGGGGGUGCGCUGUGUGUGGGGAAGGGCAGAGCAGAUCUGUCACUUGCACGUCUCCCGUGCUCCUCAGAAGUGUGUGCGGGAGACUGGGGUGUCCUCACGCGUGGGCAGCCUCUGCCUGGCACUCCAUUCAGCUGUGGCCCAGCACACGGUUUAAUCAGGUGCCACCUGUUUUUAAAUUAUGGGUCCAUUAAAGCAGUAGAGGAGACAAAGACAGUGUGCAAGGACAGAGGACUUUGCCAGUGCCUUUGUCUCAUGCAUCAUGGUAAUAACCGUGUCGGGUGUGGGACUCUUAGCCUCCGUUUUUUCAGCAGCUGUAGAGCAGUCCCCAGAGCCUGGGAAACUGAAGGCACUAAUUUGGGUUUCCAAGCACGUCUGUUCAGCAGCUAACUUAGCAUCAAACUGCAUGUGGAAGCAUCGGCCCUGAUGUUAUCUCUAGGUUUUCUAGAAAUAGGCAUUUUCUUAAUCCCUCUCCCCUUUUCUCUUUUUCCACAGUGGUGAAUUUCAUAAAUGUGAUAAUAGUAAAGUGAAUGAAUUACUGAGUUUUUACUGAAAUUUAGAUCGUUUCUCCUUUAUUCUUGAGAGUGAAUCUUGCUUUUUGAUUGGUGCUGUGAACACCCCGUGGAAGCGUCUGUGUCUGCUGGUUAAGGGCAGAUGGACACACUGGAGGAGACUUGGGCUGCAGCCGGUAAAGGUCUCUUGUCUGCAUCUGUGGAGCAUGCAGAGCAUUUUCCACUGGUUUCGCUGGUUCUCUUCCUCCUGUUUUUCUUCCUGGUCUUCUGUCCUAUUGCCUGUCUCUCGCCUCUUGCCAUCUCAUGUAUCAGAUUUGAAGCUGACAGCUUCCAGCGGAGACCGUGUUAGGUUGGUCACAUGCCUCUGCUUUACAUUUGGUGUCAUUUCCGUCAUGGCAAGAAUCAAAUGACUCCAUGAUUGAGCUUGGCAGAGCUGAUUGAGGAAGUAGAACGAUAUGCAUUGUUGCUUGUGAGAUAUUUUGCAUGCAUCUGUCUAUUCAAACUCAAACUUAGAUUGUUUAUCCAUUUCUGAGAAAUUACAACCUAGGGACCUGGGGGAGAAAAAGCUGUUCUAACAUAGUUUGUGAAACAGCCAUCUCUCAAGCUGUGCUAGUCUUGGGAGCCCCGUCUGCAUCUGAACUGUGGGAUCUUCAGUGCUGGAGAGAGUAGAAUCGUCUGUUUCAGAGGCCAACAAAUGUUUUUCAUGAAGAGCCAGGUAGUCUCUAUUGUAGGCUUUGUGGGCUGUAUAGUCUCCACCAUAGAUAACGUGUAAACACACGAGUGUGGCUGUGUCGCAAUCAAACUUUAUUUAUGGACACUGAAAUUUGAAUUACUGUAAUUUUUGUGUGUCAAGAAAUUUUGAGUGUUUUAAAAAACUAUUUUAAAAGGUGAAACUAUUCUUAGUUGACAGGCCACACAAAAGCAAGCAGCAGGCCAGAUCCAGGUCACAAGCUGGUUAGGUUGGGGGGGAGCCGCAGCUGCCGCUCAGUGCAGAAAAUGCUACAAGUCACAGCUGCACAGUCAUCCUAUGUGGCAAAAGCCUUAGGGAUACGGUUUUUUGAGCACUUGCCUGUUCAUUUUCUGUUGUAUUUCUGCAUUUAAAGAAUACAAGUUGAAGCAUGUUUUAAAAUAAGAAACAGAAAAAUGAAUGGGCCCAGAUGCUCAGAAAUGGCUCUGUGUGACCAAGUUCUGUGUGUUCAGAACUUGUGUGUUCUGUGCAGUGAAGAUCUCUUUUGGGGAGAGGUGUUAUCGUCUUUCAAUCAGGAGCAGAUCUAAUGGGAGGGAGAGUUGGCUGAAGUUGGCCUGCAGGCCUCCAAGCCGGGGAGCUCCUUCCUGAAGGCCGGCCCCAUGGCGCCCAUGCUUUACUGGACGUCCAGAUGCGAUGUGGGAAAAGCCGCACGUGUGCUGGCCUCCGCCCUUCUGGCGGUUACCUGUGGUUUGGCCCAACCCUGGCUCCCCACGCCCCCUGCGCCCCCUGCACCCCCCUCCAUUCUCCUCUUAUGCUUGUGUGCAGGGGCCUCAGCUGCUCCAGGAGCAUCGGGGCUGGGGAGAGACAGACAGUGCUGCAUUUGGUUUUUUGUAGGCAUCAAACUUCUGUGUCCACAUCACCCCCUCAUUCACUGUGGUGUUUGUGUUGUCAGCAUUCCCCUGUGCCUGCCACUGUGAGCAAUUCUCCAGUGGUCCUGGGGGACUGCUCCCCUGAGUGGGGGGCCAUGGGCAUUGCCCUCUGCCUAGGUUAUGGACAUUAGGUCCUGUGUUUGACGUGCUUGUGUGAAUUAACUUUGUUGGGAACAAAAUAUCUACGUGGUGGGUUUGGUAGUUUCUUUUUUAGCUCCCAGUCCAGCUGUUAAAUUCAGGAAAGUGGUCUUCCCUUUCCUGGUACCCACUCCCGUGUAGGUGUUCAGAUUGUCACAAAGUGCAUCUUACCACUAAGGGACUCAUUGGGUGACCCCCAGCCCCAUACACACUCAUACCAAUGUGUUAAAAAUAACCUGGCUCUCUGAGAUGCUGGCUGUCAUUUGAGCGCUUCACAGUGAGACGGCUGGACUUUCCCUCUGCAGAUGUCUGAAGUGAGUGUUUGGAGAUAUGAGACGUGCUGGGAGGCGUGGGGUGGCUGGGCUGGUGGCUCCCUCCAGCCCGUGGGCCUCCUCAGGCCUGGCUCCCCUCCCACCAGGCACUGGACAGUCCGGGGCUCUUUCCUGCAGCAGCACCCUGUAUACCUGAAUGCUAUUGUAUUUUGCUUGGUACGUGUGCUUUUCAUUGUAUAAAAUUACUUUUCUUUUGACAAUUCAAGUGACUGUUUCGUUUACUAUAACUUUGAAAACAAAAGAUGUAAGAAAAAACCCCAAUGAUUGUGUGUGGUUGGAGACUUUACUACCGAGAUGUUUACAACUUUCUUUUACCUGUGCUUUUGAGGAGCUGUGUGGCUCUUUCCCCUCCCUCCCAAUGGCUUGUAGUCUUUCCUACGUCAUAAUAAACCUACAUUUUAUUCCGGAAA
Cynocephalus volans (Philippine flying lemur) is the source of this 4938-nucleotide messenger RNA. RefSeq names its product ubiquitin specific peptidase 22 (gene USP22). NCBI's taxonomy places the organism in Eukaryota, Metazoa, Chordata, Mammalia, Dermoptera, Cynocephalidae. Gene Ontology annotation, molecular function: cysteine-type deubiquitinase activity; zinc ion binding. Bases 206 to 1783 code for a protein of 525 amino acids. The record is from RefSeq and is a predicted model, not a curated record. The transcript has 13 exons. Gene Ontology annotation, biological process: protein deubiquitination.